Molecule: messenger RNA, 3208 nt
Organism: Pecten maximus
Lineage: Eukaryota; Metazoa; Mollusca; Bivalvia; Pectinida; Pectinidae
Product: intraflagellar transport protein 52 homolog
Exons: 14
Coding region: 159-1487 (442 amino acids)
Biological process (GO): cilium assembly; intraciliary transport
Cellular component (GO): centriole; intraciliary transport particle B; cilium
Source: RefSeq, a predicted model, not a curated record
UAUGGCGCCGAGUGCUGAGGUAAAAUGAAUCUAAGGCCGGAUAAAUAUUGAAUUUACACUUUAUUUUGAACUUUAAGUUUAAGAUUUUGCUACAGAGCGCCAGCACAUUUUAUUUCUCGUGUGUGAACAUUUCUUAGAGGUGUGUUAUUACGAACAACAUGGAUGAUAAAGCACAAAGAAACACCAUUGUAUUCAAUGCCUGUAAAAGUGAAGUGUUCACACCCAGCAAUGGACUAAAGACUCUCAACAGGCGACUACGAUCAACAUGGAAGAUUGUAAGCAACAAAGAAGAAGUGACACUAGACAGACUAGCUGGGGCAAGCAUGUUUGUGCUAUGUGGUAGCCGAGAAAAAUUCACUGGAGGAGAGUUUGAUGUGAUGAAGAAAUACAUGCAGAAUGGCGGUAGUCUUCUUGUUAUGUUAGGAGAGGGAGGAGAGUCCAGGUUUGACACAAACAUCAACUUCCUCUUAGAAGAGUUUGGUGUUAUGAUAAAUACAGAUUCUGUUGUAAGAACAUCAUAUUACAAAUAUUUCCAUCCGAAAGAAGCCUUAAUAGCCAAUGGAGUACUUAACAGAGCUGUCAGUCAUGCUGCAGGGAAAACAUUUUCUGCGACAGAAGAUGAAGAAAACAAUGCACAAGCACUGUCGUUUCUGUACCCCUAUGGAGCCACCUUAAAUGUAAUGAAGCCAUCUGUAGCAGUCCUCUCCACUGGAAGUGUUUCUUUUCCUCUCAACAGGCCAGUGUGUAGCCUCUACCAUUCCAAGGGAAAUGGAAAGCUUGCAGUUGUAGGUUCAACUCACAUAUUCAGUGAUGGAUACUUGGAUAAAGAAGAGAACACAAAAAUCUUGGAUGUGCUGAUUCGAUUCCUGACGACGGAUGACAUUCGACUUAACCCAAUAGAUGCAGAGGAUCCAGAGAUAUCUGACUACAACAUGUUACCAGAUGUGGCAAGAUUAGCUGGAGACUUAAAGACAUGUUUACAGGAGAGUGAUGACGUUCCAAGGGACAUCACGUCGUUAUUUGACAAUUCACUUUUUAAACUGGACACAAGUCUUGUUCCAAAAGCCAUUAAUGCUUUUACAGAGUUACAUACGAAACACGAGCCUUUAACAUUAAUCACCCCCUCAUUUGAAACUCCAUUACCUCCGCUUAACCCUGCAGUGUUUCCUCCCACUUUCCGAGAAUGCCCACCUCCCUGUUUGGAUCUCUUUGAUUUAGAUGAACAGUUCUCAUCAGAAAAAGUCAGACUGGCUCAGCAAACAAACAAAUGUACAGACGAUGACCUGGAGUAUUAUGUGCGGGAGUGUGGAGACAUACUGGGAGUAACAACACGACUACCUGCUGACGCACGUGAUGCCAAACACAUUCUGGAGUACAUAUUCGCUCAAGUUGUAGAAUUUAAGAAACUUAACCAGGAUCAGGACUAUGACCAUGACACAGCACAGUAUGGAGGAGAUGGUGCAGGCACAGACGCACUUGUUCUUUAACGUCCGAUCUGAUACAAGACUUAGUAUUUCUUAACUGACAGGUAGAUCUGCAGGCAAAGCAUUCAGGAUCCCACAAAAUACAGUGCUCUUGAGUUGUGAAAUAACUAACUGUGAUAAUAACAUUUUACAAAAGACUUGUUGGAACUGGAAUGGAAUCAUCACUGGACCGAUAUUGACGUCAAAGACAUUGAAAAUACAUUAUUGACCAAUUCACUUCUUUUAUCAGUAGUUUUGAUAGACUUGUGUUGAUCCUUGUGAAUUCUUCUAGUUGAAAACUAAGUUUCUGUAAUAUGGAGCCACCAGGCAUUAAAAAUAAUUUACAAGUUUACAGUUUCAUUUUCAAAGUACUUGACCACUGGACAAAUUUGGAACUUGUUCUUUUUUGCUUGACAUAUCCUAUAAUUCAUGUUUAGUGCAUAUUGAAAAAUGUCAAGAGUAUGGAUAUAAAUUCUACCCCUGAGUGCUGGUUAGUGAAGUCAUGCACCUCUGUGGUUCAGAGUGACUGAUGGUGAUAUACCAUUGCAUAUGUACCUUGUAUUUCUCAUAGACAAUAAUACAUUGAUUAAAUUAGUGCAAGGUUUCUGUGAUUUCAGUUUUUGGAAUAUGUCACAUAAUGUGGCCUAAAUAAUACUUGUUACAAUCAUAUGGAUUCCAUUAUGGCAUACUGAGAAAGUUUAUGAUAUCAUGCUGUGUAGGUCAGUAAUGGUUAUAUGACAUGAAAUGAUUCCUAUUCUAUUUUCAAAUUAUUGCAAAUUACCAGGGUAUAACAACUUUAAUGGUUUGUAAUUAAGGCCCCUGUGUAUGGGUAAUUAACAGUGAUCAUUGUGUUGGUCACCUGCCUGUCCAUCACUGGUUUAUAAUUAAGGCCCCUGUGUAUGGGUAAUUAACAAUGAUCAUUGUGUUGGUCACCUGCCUGUCCAUCACUGGUUUGUAAUUAAGGCCCCUGUGUAUGGGUAAUUAACAAUGAUCAUUGUGUUGGUCACCUGCCUGUCCAUCACUGGUUUAUAAUUAAGGCCCCUGUGUAUGGGUAAUUAACAAUGAUCAUUGUGUUGGUCACCUGCCUGUCCAUCACUGGUUUAUAAUUAAGGCCCCUGUGUAUGGGUAAUUAACAGUGAUCAUUGUGUUGGUAACCUGCCUGUCCAUCACUGGUUUAUAAUUAAGGCCCCUGUGUAUGGGUAAUUAACAGUGAUCAUUGUGUUGGUAACCUGCCUGUCCAUCACUGGUUUAUAAUUAAGGCCCCUGUGUAUGGGUAAUUAACAGUGAUCAUGGUGUUGGUCACCUGCCUGUCCAUCACUGGUUUGUAAUUAAGGCCCCUGUGUAUGGGUAAUUAACAGUGAUCAUUGUGUUGGUCACCUGCCUGUCCAUCACUGGUUUGUAUGGUCUCUUGUCUUUCUGUCACAUUGCCAGCUAUCCACUUGUCUGUUCUUCAACUUGUUUGUUUGUCACUCAUCCUUCCGUCCAAUUGUCCAUCCAUCCACUUAUUCAAUUCAGCUCGGAAUCCAGUAGUCUAAAUAUUUCUGAUUUAUGAAUAGGAUUAGUCUGACAGUAGUUAUAAGUUCAUGAAAUCAGGGCUAUGUUGUAAAUGGUAUCAAAAUACAUUGUACAAGUAUACCGUUAAUAGAUUCAUGUUUAGUUUUGCUGGUUAGCGGUCAUACAUACAAAAAUGGUAUUGCUACAGGCAUAAUUCCAAUAAUAUUCAAGACAGUCAUUGAUGAUGUCAA